ACUCGAGCUGGUUAUAACAGGCGGUCUCCGCACAUGAUUCGGUGUUUAAGGUGGUCGGAAAACACCAAGGUGAAGAUAUCUCCGGCGAUCGGAAAAUCCGAAGCGAGGGGAAGAAGAAGAAGAAGAUGAAGCCGUUGGGGUGGUGGCUGAUGCUGCUGGGCUCCCUCCGGUUGGCCUCCGUCUGGUUCGGCUUCUUCGACAUCUGGGCUCUCCGCCUCGCCGUCUUCUCCAACACCACAAUGACUGAAGUUCAUGGAAGGACAUUUGGAGUUUGGACCCUCUUGACAUGCACUCUCUGCUUUCUUUGUGCAUUCAACCUUGACAACAAACCCUUAUACUUGGCUACCUUCUUGUCAUUUAUCUAUGCAUUUGGUCACUUCUUGACUGAAUACCUUAUAUAUCAAACAAUGGCUAUCGGAAACCUGACAACGGUUGGCAUCUUUGCAGGAACAUCCAUAGUAUGGAUGCUGUUGCAGUGGAAUUCUCAUCAAAGGGUUCCUAUUAAGCAGUCUUAAAUGUUGGAAGCCAUCAAUGCUGGUUGCUCUUGGAGCUGACGAGAAGGGUAUUCUCAACUCUUCAACCUUUUGUGGAUCAGGCGCCGAUUCUUGACCUGCCGAUAUGCUGCUUUCAUUUGGAGUCAAGCUUGAGGAGUAUUCUGGGAUGCAAUGGGUGUUAGGAUGUGUUGCUAUGGACUUCCACAUUCCCAAAUGUCGAUUUUUUCAUGAUGAGCAAUCUUCAAUAUGUUCUGGAAUUUAAAGUCUCUCUCGUGGUUGACCCUAUCCCUGGAUAUUUUUUUUUCGCCAGAAUAUUUGGCAAAUGUACUAUGUGAUUUAUAA
Molecule: messenger RNA, 836 nt
Organism: Syzygium oleosum
Lineage: Eukaryota; Viridiplantae; Streptophyta; Magnoliopsida; Myrtales; Myrtaceae
Product: ergosterol biosynthetic protein 28
Exons: 3
Coding region: 126-515 (129 amino acids)
Cellular component (GO): membrane; endoplasmic reticulum
Molecular function (GO): protein-macromolecule adaptor activity
Source: RefSeq, a predicted model, not a curated record